Messenger RNA from Gossypium raimondii (Peruvian cotton), 1236 nucleotides. RefSeq lists its product as hypothetical. Bases 149 to 1063 code for a protein of 304 amino acids. The record is from RefSeq and is a predicted model, not a curated record. The transcript is spliced from 7 exons. NCBI's taxonomy places the organism in Eukaryota, Viridiplantae, Streptophyta, Magnoliopsida, Malvales, Malvaceae. Gene Ontology annotation, cellular component: cytosol.
AGUCUAAGGCUAAGUUUAGGGUCUAGUUUUUGUAAGGUUUUAAUGGAGUUUAGAACCCAAGUUCAUCCCAUCCACACUAAUAGCAUAGGAUAGCUCUUUCAAUUCCUUGUCCUGGCCUGUUACCACUACAUUGAACACGUAAAAGCAUAUGGAAACUCUUGCUUGUAAUUUUCACUCAUUUACCUUCAAUUUGUCAAAAUUCUCAAACUCUCUCUUUUCUAAAUUCCCUCGUCACCAGGUCACACCAGCAACAACCUUGAGCUUGAGGAUGACUCAUUCUCACUCUUCUCAAAAUCCAGUGAUUGAGCAGCAGAGAGUUAUAAUUCCAAACAAGCAUGGAGAAAAGCUUGUUGGAUUGUUACACGAAACUGGGUCUAAAGAAAUUGUGAUCUUAUGCCAUGGUUUCAGAUCCACCAAGGCUGAUCGUACUAUGGUCAACCUUGCUGUUGCUUUAGAGAAAGAAGGAAUCAGUGCCUUUCGUUUUGACUUUGCUGGAAACGGAGAAAGUGAAGGGUCAUUUGAGUUUGGUAACUACUCGAAAGAAGCCGAUGAUUUGCAUUCCGUUAUCCAGCACUUUUGCGAGGCAAACCGCAUAGUAUGUGCGAUUCUUGGGCAUAGCAAAGGAGGCGAUGUUGUGCUUCUCUAUGCCUCUAAGUAUCAUGAUAUCCACACUGUCGUCAACGUCUCUGGCCGCUAUGAUCUGAAGAAAGGCAUUGAAGAACGCUUUGGGAAAGACUUUAUGGACAGAAUUCAGGAUGGAUUUGUUGAUAUUAAGAAUAAGAAAGGUGUUGAGUAUCGUGUGACUAAGGAAAGUUUGAUGGAGCGCUUAAGUUUAGACAUGCACGAAGCAUGUCUUAAAAUCCCCAGAGAAUGCAGGGUGUUGACGGUCCAUGGAUCUGCCGAUGAAAUAAUCCCUGUCGGAGAUGCCUUGGAGUUCGCCAAGAUCAUACCGAACCACAAGUUACACAUCGUAGAAGGUGCCAAUCAUAAUUAUACUUCAUAUCAAACUGAGUUAGCAUCAGUGGUUUUGAAUUAUUUAAAGGAAACUUUACAGCAAGACUAGUGUUCCCAGGUACUGUUCAUGCCGAGUAAAAUUUCAAGCUAAUUUCAGCCAUGUUCUUAAUAAGAAUGUAAUAGAAGGGACCUUAAAAAAAAAAAAAGAGAGGCUAAUGGAAACUGCAUACACUGGCCAUUGCUGUUUUGAAUGUUUGGAAACAUGUUUUUUUGUGUAAGUUA